Effrenium voratum is the source of this 2068-nucleotide messenger RNA. The record is from the annotation of a GenBank genome assembly. Lineage: Eukaryota; Dinophyceae; Suessiales; Symbiodiniaceae.
GCUCAGGCCAUUGGCAAAGUCCAAAGGCAAGGAGAGGCGAUGAUACGGGUGUGCGGAGACUACCCGUUCCUGCGUGCAAUGGUGCGCUGUCUAGUAACCUUCCUGCUGCUUCACGGUGGCCUGGCGGUGAAGAUCGACCAGUACCGCAAAGUGGAAAGUCUCAUGGGCCCAGACUUCUUCAACCAUUGGAGCUUCUACACUGGACCCGAUCCAACCCACGGCAAUGUGGACUUUGUCGGAAAAGACGAAGCGUGGACCAAGAAGCUGCUUUCGGCCUCAGCGGAUAGGGUGCUGAUGAAGGCAGACAACACGACCUUGCUGUCCGGGACGGACGGCCGAGGAGCUGUCCGCAUCGAGUCCUUGAACCGCUAUAAUGGGGGUCUCUUCAUCCUGACUCUUGACCACGUGCCAACAGCUUGCGGUGCAUGGCCGGCAUUUUGGAUGUUCGGAGACGACGCCCAGCACGCCUGGCCGCGCUGGGGGGAGUUUGAUAUAUUAGAAUCCAUCCAUAUGCUGAACUACGCCACCACGACGCUGCACACGCGCGACAACUGUGACCAGCGAGCCGUGAAUGAGGGCAUUGACUUUGAAGGGCAAGGCUGGGCGGUUGGCACGCAGGAGAACAAGGCGAAGAACUGUUGGGUGAAAGCGCCGCAGGAGUACGACAAUCAAGGCUGCGGCCAGAAGUUGCCCAUGGGCUCCUUUGGCCCAGACUUCAACCGUCGAGGAGGCGGCACCUUUGUGGCUGAGUGGGAUCCAGUGGUGAACAAGCGGCUGCGCACGUGGUUCUUCCCUGCAGGGACGGAGCCGGAGUUUGGGGAGAACCCGGAUCCAGACCUGUGGGGCGUGCCCAACUCCUUCUUCACGCUGAACGAGCGCUGGUGCACAGCGGCGCACUUCAAGAACAUGCGGAUGGUUUUUGAUACCACCUUUUGUGGAGAUUAUGCCGGAGGAUCGUUCGCGGCAUACUGUGGUUGGACACAGAUGCAGUGCGAAGACUACGUGCGCACGAAGCCUGAAGCAUUCAGCCAAGCUUUCUGGAGCAUCAAGCGUUUGGAUGUCUAUCAGAGCGCCGCAGUCUCUUCGGCCGGCUUUAUGUCCAGUAUGUUUGGGUUGGGGAGCUCUUCGCCUACAUCACCGUUGGGCAUUUUUAUGUUCCUCUUGCUCUUGGGGCUGGCGGCCGGCUUGAUCUACAUGUCUUGCAGCCCCAAACGUUUGGAGGCGAUCCAAGCGGCGGCGGGCAUAUCGCCUUAUGCCACCCAGGCCGCGCGUGGUCCUUCACUUGGAACCAGCCCCAAGCGGCAGAGAGAAGUCUUUCUCAGAACAGAAGACCUCCCACCAACCAGGCUCGACUUUGAGCAGGCACCUCAAGGCUGGAGCUUUGCCCGGGUGAUGCGCAUGAUGUGCUGCACCAACGACCCGCCGCCAGACAACGUCCACUCACCCAAUCGCCCCGUCGGUUAUGACGAGGUGGCGCCUGUCAGCCCGGUGAACCAUUUGAACCAGCCUCGCGUGGCGAGCCGCCAGUCGUCGGCAAGCAUGCAGGCUGGAGUUGCUCGGCAGGCCUCUGGCACGCUGGUGCGUCAGGGCUCCGGCAAGCUGGUGCGUCAGCCCUCCGGUGCGCUGGUGCGGCAGGGCUCGGGGCUGAUGGUGGUCCCUGCGCCUUCGCCCUGAGACUUGGCAUGAACAUGUUGCAGGUUUUGGGUACUGAGCUGCGCUGAGCUGCUUGCGGUGUGCAAUUUGCCGUGAAAUGUGUUGCCUUUGAAACACACCGCAAGUGCAGCUGAGACAGCGUGAAUUAGUGGCCCAAGCGACAGCUGGGCAACUGUACCAUUGCUCAAGUGGAGGUGGUGGAAAAAGACUUUCUGCACCACUUCCAUCCGAACUGCUCCAAAGGGCUGGUAGUAGCCCCCUAGUGGCAGCAUUGGCAGCGAGCCGCACUUGUCGGCCGCGCUGCAAGUGCUCGGAGAGUUUUUCGGGAUGCGCCUCCUUGCCACCGUAAUUCUGCAGUCGAUUUUUCGAAUCGAAGAAUGCAGCCGCUUGCAGGAGCAGAGUGCGGGCCACAACC